AUGGCGUUAUCAGGAGUGAUAUGCGAACCAACAACAACGGAAGCAAACGAAUACGAUUCUCUCUCUGAUAAAAUAUCGGACCUCAGCGAGGAAUCUGCAGAUGAGUUGGAAAUUGACCCGGCCGAUGCACUUGUUGUGGAAGAAGUUGUCGACAAGUGUUUCAAAAUUGUUCUUGCCGACCAAGCGGAAGAAACAACAACUGAAGGAGCAGCAGCAAUAGCAGCGGUGACAAAAGAAAAUGCAGAGAAGCCAGAAGCUGAGGAGGAAAAUGCUGGGGCUAUGGGAGAAUGCGUCUCAACCAUCUUCAAUAACGACGUUCUGUUGUGUGAAAAUGGACUGAACAUCCCUGACCCAAGCUUCUGUUACGGCCUUGUUGAACAGUAUUGCGCUGAGCGCAGAUCGUGUGAAGAUCAAAACGGAGAAGAAAAUCAUGUCGAGGAGCCCAUUCACGAAACUACGGAGCAGCCGCAGCAGGAUCUAGAGGAUUCAACUGUCCGCGUACCAGUAGAAAACGGCAACAGUACUUAA
This is a messenger RNA of Gongylonema pulchrum, 528 nucleotides long. Lineage: Eukaryota; Metazoa; Nematoda; Chromadorea; Rhabditida; Gongylonematidae. The record is from the annotation of a GenBank genome assembly.